AUGCGAAUAUUGAUGCUGGGGUUGGAUGCGGCCGGAAAGACGAGUUUGAAUCAUUGGAUCGACUUUAUAUUUUUUUAAUUUUAAGCGAUUCUCUACAAAUUAAAAGCUCGGCCAAUCUGUGACAACGAUUCCAACGGUUGGUUUUCAAUGUGGAGACCGUCACGUACAAAAAAAUAUCAAAUUUAACGUUUGGGUUCGUUUUUUUCUAAUUUUUUUCUAUGAUUAAAUUUUGAAUUUAGGACGUUGGCGGACAGGAUAAGAUCCGGCCAUUGUGGCGUCAUUAUUAUACGGGAACCCAGGCCCUGAUUUUCGUCAUGGAUGCUGCGGAUAGAGAUCGGUUCGAAUUGAAUGAUUGAAAGUUGGAAUGUUUAAUGAUAUUUUUGCAGGGUAGACGAGGCUCGCGUUGAGCUGCAUAGGAUUAUCAAUGAUAGGGAGAUGAAGGACGCAAUCAUACUGGUUUUCGCCAAUAAACAGGAUCUUGCUGAUGGUUCGAAUGAAAAAUAAUAAAUUUUUGUAAUAAUUGAAAUAAUUUUUCAGCAAUGAAGCCGCACGAAAUACAGGAUAAACUCGGUUUGACGCGGAUUCGCGACAGAAAUUGGUCAGUUUUUUUCGAAGUUUUUAGAAACGAUUUUUUUCAUUAAUUUUAACUUCAACUUGGAGGUAUCCUUAUCAAACUACUUAGAAAACAAAAAUUAAAAAGGAAAUUUGGGGUUUUUACAGUGCAGAAAAAAAUUUGUUUGGUUUUUUGAUUUUUUUACUUUCAUGGAACUAUAGUUUUAUUAAUUUCACGGAGUUUGGGGAAAAAAAUUAUCAAAAAAAGCUUCAACCGUCAUGUGCCUUUAAUAGCGAAAAAAAAUUUUUUUCAUUUUCGAAAAUUAUUUUACCGUGAUAUUUUUUUGUUUGUUAUUGAAGCCAUUUGAAACAUUAACUUUUUGAGAAAUAUAUCCUUUUUUUCUAUUGAAAAAAAUGAACUUAUGAUUUUUUUUUUUAUAAAAAGUCCUCAAACAUUGUUUCCUCUUGUAGAAAUUUUUUUGAAAUUUUUUUGAUUUUUUCUCAAAUAGAAAACCAAAAAUUCGGUAAUUUUUCUUAGCUUGUAUUCUCAAAGUUUCACCUUUUUUGUAACCUUCAGUACCAAAUCCAAGGUUCCGAUCCUCAAUCCGUGAACUCUGAAUGAAUAAUAUCUCUUCUCUUGUCUCGAAAAAGCCGCCUUCUCAUUGAUUUUCAUUGCACCUGCUGCGACGCCAUAAAAAAAGCUUGAUGAAUUUUUUUUCUUCAAGAAACGGACAUUGGCUUUUUCUUUUCUCGACUAUAGUCGCGAAUGACGGAUUGAGAACGGAUUAAAAGUGGGAUUUAUUGAAAGUUUCGGAGUUCAAGAUUAGAGAAGCUACUUUUUUUGUAUUUGAAUCAUAAGGUUUUUGUCUAAAUCCGCCUAUUAUUGAAGAAGGAAAAUUAGAAGUGAAACUGUAAGAUUUUUUCUAAAUUCAAUAGCAAAAUCACAUUAGAAGUUGAAAAAAAAGCCGAAAUCAUAGUUUUUCAUCAUGAAUUUUUUUGUAGUUUAGCAAUAUAUUUGUAUACUCAAUGAGUUUUGAAACAGUUUUCGGAACCGUUUUGUGAGAAACGAAUUUUGAAGUUUUUGGGCUUAUAAUAAAAAAUUUUUAGGUUAUUUUUUAAAGUACGAUACUUGUGUUUAUUAUUUUUCCAGUGGUUGAUUAAAAAAAUGUUGAUUUUUUUGAGGAGAAGUUUCAAAUAUUAGAAUACUUGAAAGUUCGAAGAUUUUUUUUUGAAAGAGUGAUUUUAUUAUUUCUGAAACGUAUGAACGCGGUUUCGGUCAUUGUUUCAGGACCCUUUUUUUAGUUUUCAAGCCAAAAAUUGAAAAUAUUGCGAUUUUCGGGUUUGUUUCACUAUGAAAUGAUACAAUAGAUAUAACCGAAAACUAAUUAUAUAAAAGUAGAAUUUAUCACCAAGGUUCAUGCGAUAAAAAAAUGUUGGCCCUCCUCAAUUUUUAGCUUGGGAAUGAAAUAUAAAUCGAUAAAUGUAAACGCUCAUUUUCUAAUAGAGCCCUCAUUCUGUCACUUUAAAAAUUUUUCUGAUUUUUUUCAACUUGAUAAAUAUUUUUUUAGGUACGUUCAACCAUCGUGUGCAGCCACGGGCGACGGUUUACAUGAAGGUCUAACAUGGCUCAGUCAAAACUGUAAACCUUGA
This is a messenger RNA of Caenorhabditis auriculariae, 2202 nucleotides long. The record is from the annotation of a GenBank genome assembly. NCBI's taxonomy places the organism in Eukaryota, Metazoa, Nematoda, Chromadorea, Rhabditida, Rhabditidae.